Molecule: messenger RNA, 930 nt
Organism: Guyanagaster necrorhizus
Lineage: Eukaryota; Fungi; Basidiomycota; Agaricomycetes; Agaricales; Physalacriaceae
Product: Sm-like ribonucleoprotein
Exons: 5
Coding region: 39-569 (176 amino acids)
Biological process (GO): mRNA splicing, via spliceosome
Cellular component (GO): U4 snRNP; catalytic step 2 spliceosome; cytoplasm
Molecular function (GO): RNA binding; snRNP binding
Source: RefSeq, a predicted model, not a curated record
CAAAAAAAAAAAAACACGGUCCCCGCUCGCUGUUCACCAUGCCUCCACCAAAAUCAAAAGGGGGCAAAAUGCUCUCCCUGAUCAACUGGCGUCUCAAGGUCACCAUCAAUGACGGACGCGCGCUCACCGGUCAGAUGCUCGCAUUCGACCGGCACAUGAACCUUGUUCUUGCAGAUUGUGAAGAGUUCCGUAGGGUACGAACAAAGAAGAAAGACGCAGGUGAGGUGGGCUCUGGUCAGGAGCAGGAGAUCAAGCGCACCCUUGGACUUGUCAUUCUUCGCGGCGAGACUGUCGUCAGCAUCAGCGUGGAGGGACCACCGCCCGUCGUUGAUGAGGAUAAGAAGAAUGCUCUACCCGUUGGUCCAGGUCGCGGUAUGCCUGCGGGUCGUGGUAUGGGCAUGAUGCCCCCGAUUGGCCAGCCGCCGAUGCGUCCACCAAUGGGCUUCCCCCCUGGCGGCAUGCCAGGUCCUCCGCCUGGUUUUCGACCCCCAGGCUUCCCUCCUGGUAUGCCUUUCCCUCCUCCUGGGUUCACCGGUGCUCCUCCUCCUGGCUUCCAACCGCCUCAGUAGCAUGGUGGUAUAGUUUUGCUUGGAUCUGUUUUUGUCUUCAAUGUAAUCUCAGUACUCGGUGCUUGUUUUCCGCAAUGCAAAAGAACCCGUUGUUCAUGUUUUUGCUUCACGUGGUCGUUUUCUAUUUCCUUUUCCCUCGACUCCGGCCUCUGCGCCCCUUCCCAAAAUUGUGGACGUCCAGAUCGUGACUGGCCCUCAGAGUCUAUCGCCAGGAACGUCCCCUUUAAUGGCGAAAGGUACCGCCAUCGACCUCGAACACUUGCUCUACUUGGCUACAAUCUGAACCUAAGCUGCUUCUGUCGAUGCUCAGCGGUAGCGGUACCGAUGUUACUCUCCAUAAAUGAAUAGAAUAGACUGUUUC